Messenger RNA from Phytophthora infestans T30-4, 1463 nucleotides. RefSeq lists its product as uncharacterized. NCBI's taxonomy places the organism in Eukaryota, Oomycota, Peronosporomycetes, Peronosporales, Peronosporaceae. The transcript is spliced from 2 exons. The record is from RefSeq and is a predicted model, not a curated record. The coding region runs from base 33 to 1463 and encodes 476 amino acids.
CCGACGCUCCGGACCUCAAGUUGAGACGUUCGAUGGAGGAGCAGAAGCUCGAGCCCGACGCGUUAGCGAUAAACGCAGAGCUUAAUGAACUCUUGGACGACCUUGACUGUACUGAGGACGCGCUGCUGGACGAUGAGGUGUUGGAUUUACCGGAUUUGGAGUUGUUGCUGCCUUCGAGCGACCUCGGCGACGAGGAGCUGAAUUCGCUGCUACCUGACGCUAUGAACGAGGAGAAUAGCUUUACUGCAAUUGAAUUUGGUGAGGAGAAAGAAGCGCUGGCAGUUUCGGUGGACCAUUCGUCAGUCUUGACGCUGGAGGAGCAGGAAACGGAGCUGGUUGCGCGAGAAGUUAAGUUUCUAGAAGCACAAAGAGAUUUCCUACAAUUUAAGGCGGAUGCCACUGCGAGGGGUUUGCAAUACAAGAACAGUGAGAGCGAGGGUGAAGAGGAGGAGGAGAAAAAGGCAACCAGAGAGCAAGCGAUGCUGGUCGACGUCAUGGACCUGCACAGACAGAGCAUGAGAGACCUGCACCGACUGAUGCGCCAAGCCUCGCCCUUGAUGCACUACCGGAUGACGCUGAUGACGCCGAUGGAGUCGUUUAUUCGACUCGGCAAGGACCCGGCUGAGCGUCGCCGUAAGCUGUUGGGGAUGCGGGACGAGAAGUUGGACACCGUUCGGCGGUUCGUCGCGGCGCAAACUCGUGCGAUCGACCCGACGCGCGAGUUCUUCUACGUGGACACUUUCGAACGCUUCGGCAAGUUCUACACCGUCGACUUUAGCGUCUCGCUGGUCAACAGCAUGACCGUGGACGAGGUAGCUGAGGUAAUCCAGGACCAGUUUGUUGUGCCGCGCGACGGCGUCUCACGUUUGUUGGGCUGCGUCACCAACCGCACUUACUACGACGCCGUGGUAGAUACUUUCCUACACGCGCGAACAGUGGAGCGCGUGGACUUACCGGAGCGGUCCUGUGUCGGCCGCAGCUUCCUGGUACAGGAGUCCAACGCUGUCUUUUACUUGAAACGGUUCCCCGCCAGCGAGCUGGACGGCUCCGACGGCAAACAACCAGGCGAGCAAGGCGAUUUGACAGUCAUGAUGAGCGAUUUCGUGGACGUGGACGAGUUGCAUCCUUAUCACGGGAGCAGAGUGAGGAAGGACAUCUCAGUAGGUAUCACGCUACGGCGCCACGUCGGGCCCGGCGGCGCGGAAAAUGUCGUGAUGCGGCGCUUCUCCUUUGUCAAGCACCAUCUCGGGCGUCGAACUACAAGACCCGAAGUGGUGAACACCAUCUCGACACGAGUACUACUCUGGGGGCAAGCCGUACGCCUCUGCAUCGCAGAGCGCCGACGACAGAAGCGAGAUGCUCCAAAACGCAUCUGGAACACUCAUACGUUCCCGCGACGAGCACCUAGCGUGACGCCGUCGUCGCCGCAAUCCAGAACGGCCUGUGCCGGUGCUGAUCAAUAA